AUGGCUUCGGAGGCCGGAGAGGCUGAUCAGGACGAAAGCGUUGAUGAAGAGGAGUCAACUCUUGUCAGCAAUGGCAAGCCCGAGCCCGAGAACGGGGAAGAGGGGGAAGCUUCCGAGGAAGAGGAGGAUGAAGAACCACGUCUGAAGUACGCACCCUUGACGCAACACCUGAAGCCAGUAUACCGGAAUGGCGAUGCUACAAGCGCCUUUCUGGUUACAGGCGACAAGAUGAUCAUAGGCACGCACAAUGGGAACAUACAUGUGCUGUCUGUGCCCUCGCUGAAGGCCAUACGGGUCUACCACGCCCACACAGCAUCUGUCUCCGGCCUCUCCAUAUCUCCGUUCCCUCCACCAUUGGCAGCUACAAAAUUAGACGCCGUGAACAGGGUCGCUUCUGAGCAUAGAGGGUCUCCUAGGCCUUCAACGCCAAAAGUAAACCAUGAUUCGCCCUCCUCAAGGACCCCGCAGCAACAGCCUGUCCCACUCACGCCUUCGAAUAUGAUAUACAUCGCGUCUUCUUCCAUAGAUGGAAACGUGUGUGUUGCAUCAUUGACUGAUUCCAAGGAUGUUCAGUUACGGAACUUUGGCCGCCCAGUUCAGACCGUGUCCCUGUCUCCUGACUACAGAGCUGAUCGAUCUUACCUAUCCGGCGGCAUGGCUGGCAAUCUGGUGUUGACAGUGGGAGGACGGUCGGGGACUAGUUCUACUUCGACGACUACCGGCAGUGCCGCAGCCUCAGCUUCAGGUUGGCUUGGCGUAAUAGGCCUAGGAGCCAACACCGGGAGAGAUCAGGUCCUGCAUUCUGGAGAGGGAGCUAUAAGCACAAUCAAAUGGUCCCUAUCUGGAAAACACAUCGUAUGGGUCAACGAACAAGGUAUCAAGAUCAUGCGUUCGAACUUGCAUCUCGAGACUGGAGAAAGUGAAUUCGCGUGGAAAAGGAUCAGCCAUACUGACCACCCAAAUCGCCCGGGCUGGGAUGAAAUGGCAGGCAUUUGGAAAGCACAUGUCGAGUGGAUAGAUGAAGCGGGCCUUGAGUCUGAUGACGGAUAUUCUCCAUCCAAUGGCUCUCUGGAGAAGUCUCGGGACCCGCCAGAUCUUGAGCGUCUAAAGGCACCGCAGAAAAGCAGACGUAUUGAGAAGCUGGUAGUAGGAUGGUCCGGCACCAUAUGGAUCAUUAACGUGCACCCUGGAGGGGCCGGCGUUGGAAAAGAUGUUGGUGAACGCAAGAUAGGACGAGCGGAGGUUGUCACAAUUUUACGAAUUGACUGUAUAAUAUCUGGAAUUUCGCUAUAUACCCCAAAUUUGCUUCUUGUACUUGCAUAUAUCACACCAGAAGAGGAUGUCUCUUCUAAUCCCACAGACACGAAACCGGGAAGGCAUCGGCGCAAAACUGCGCUCCAACCUGAGAUGAGGAUCAUCGACAUCACAACCAAAGAGGAAGUCAGCGUGGCUGACACGCUGAACAUGAGCCGUUUUGAAAGCCUGUCAGCAACUGAUUAUCAUCUGGGUGUUCUUCCCGCAAUGCGCUUUUCUAGCAAGGCCGCGACACAAAGGGGUGCAUUCGAAGCUAUCGGUGGCGGCAUCGAAGCCAUUGGAGGUGGUAUCUGGGAUGCUACCAUGUAUCCAGCUCGACUCUUCAGCAGCUCUGUAAGCGUUCGUAGCGGUGGCAGUCCAGGAUCAAGUGUUAAGGCUGCUAGCGAUGCAGAUACCAAGGCCAGUCUUACUUCGGCCCAAAUUAGCGAGAUGCCCAACCCAGCUACUUUGGCACAUGGGAUGAAAAUCUUCAUACAUAGUCCUUACGACUGUGUCAUUGCGACAAAGCCCUCACUCUCCGAUCAUCUCUCAUGGCUUGAUUGUCAUGGCUUGUAUGAAGACGCUUGGAACUUGCUAGAUCGGAGUCCAGAAGCAGUCCAUGGCCAGUCUGACAAAGCUUCAGACAGCCCUUCAAGCACACCAACCAAAGCGCAAGGCAGCCUCGUCGAAUUCUUUGCGGAUGACAGCUCUCAGACUACUCUCUCAGGCCUGCGCAAUCCUAACUCGCAAGCUGAAAAAGAGAAGCGCCGCAUUGGCGAUCAAUGGGUACAGCAGCUGAUAUCGAAAGAAGACUGGAGUAGAGCCGCGCGGAUUUGUGGCCAGGUUCUGAACACCUCAUCCAGCUGGGAGCAUUGGGUGUGGGUUUUUGCCCAAGCCAACAAAUACGAAGAGAUCACCCCAUACAUACCGACUGCACAACUUCGGCCUCCACUACCUUCCCUCGUCUAUGAGCUCAUGCUGGGCCACUAUGUCCAGACGGAUCGACUACGCCUCAGAGAGCUGCUCGAAAGAUGGCCUCCGGAUUUGUUCGAUGCUGGGGUAAUGAUCGAAGCCAUCGAAAGCAAGCUCAAAGCAGGCGACGUCCGCGAGGAUUCUAGUGAAGACGGUGAAACAGGGCGAGACUGGCGUAUCCUCAUGGACGGUCUCGCAAAGCUCUACCUCGCCAACGGCCAAACCAGGAAAGCUUUGUCCUGCCACAUCCGCCUUCAAGACGCAGAUGCAACCAUGUCUCUCAUAGCUGAAUACCACUUAGUCUCGGCAGUCUCGGAGGACAUUCCGGGCUUCAUCCUUCUCCGUGUCAGCAAAUCUCAACAGAGAUCCGCCCCACUCUCUUACCUCUCCAUCGCAACGCUCGAACCUAUCCGCCUCCUCGUCGCUGAAGCCCAUCAUGGCAUCGUGCAACCCGAGACCGUUAUUCAGCAACUCGAAAAGCGCUACGGCAUGCCGAAUCCCUACCUCUUCUUCUACUUCCGCGCUCUCUGGACUGGGGAUACUGCCCAAGAUGCCCAGGAGACCGCUAUCCCCAAAGCAGCAACAGAAGAGCGCCUACUCGCCAUCGAAGGCAAAACCCUCGUCUCCGAUCACGCCGACACCGCGGUCCACCUUUUCGCUGAAUACGACCGCCCGCUCCUAAUAGAAUUUCUCAAGUCCUCUCAGUCGUACGAUCUAGCGCUCGCCUCCAAAAUGUGUGAAGAGCGCAAAUACAUACCCGAGCUUGUCUACCUCUUAUCCAAAGAAGGGCGUACCACCAAAGCUUUGCGUUUGAUCAUCGAAUCCCUAAACGAUGUAUCCCAAGCCAUAUCCUUCGCCAAAGAACAGAAUGAUGCUAGUCUCUGGGACGACCUCCUCGACUACAGCAUGAAUAAACCUCGCUUCAUCCGUGGCCUACUUGAAGAAGUCGGCACCAGCAUUGACCCACUCAAGCUCGUCAAGCGCAUACCUCUAGGCUUGGAAAUUGAAGGCCUGAGAGAAGGCUUGGGCAGGAUGCUGAGGGAGUACGAGGUACAAGAAAGUAUCAGUGAAGGUGUAGCCAGAGUUCUACGGGGAGAAGUCAACGCCGCUAUGCAGCAGCGAGGAAGAGGACAGAGGAUGGGCGUGCGCUUUGAUGUUGCGAAACCUCACCAUGACGAGUCUUCCGAUCAUCUUGACAGCAAGAAAUCAAAGAACCCACCAAAGAAGAUCCGGCCGGGCUAUUGUGUCGGGUGUGGAGAAAUGAUCACUGAGCACGACAAAGACAUCCUAAUCGCCUUCCCCUGCACCCACAUCUUCCAUCUCCCCUGCCUGCUCAGAUACGAGAAAUCCGACGCUGAACUCCCAGACGUGCUCUCCACCUUCGGCACCCUCGACUCCGAAGACGAAGCUGGCUAUGACAGGAGUAUAGGGCCGAAGGUAGAUCACGCUGCGUUAUUGCGGACGGUGGUUGGGGAAGGCUGUCCGGUGGCGGAGCAUCAUAUGGAUGAUGGAGUGGGCUGA
Letharia columbiana is the source of this 3786-nucleotide messenger RNA. RefSeq lists its product as uncharacterized. Gene Ontology annotation, cellular component: late endosome; HOPS complex. Gene Ontology annotation, molecular function: protein binding. The transcript is spliced from 5 exons. Lineage: Eukaryota; Fungi; Ascomycota; Lecanoromycetes; Lecanorales; Parmeliaceae. Gene Ontology annotation, biological process: protein targeting to vacuole; vesicle-mediated transport; macroautophagy. The coding region runs from base 1 to 3786 and encodes 1261 amino acids. The record is from RefSeq and is a predicted model, not a curated record.